Messenger RNA from Topomyia yanbarensis, 2397 nucleotides. RefSeq lists its product as uncharacterized. Gene Ontology annotation, biological process: actin cytoskeleton organization. The transcript has 5 exons. The record is from RefSeq and is a predicted model, not a curated record. Gene Ontology annotation, cellular component: plasma membrane. Lineage: Eukaryota; Metazoa; Arthropoda; Insecta; Diptera; Culicidae. Bases 1 to 1497 code for a protein of 498 amino acids.
AUGGGCGUUUACGGCGGAUCGUCGAUCGAGAUCAAAUUGGUGGACGUCGAGAAGGUCGAAUGGUUAAACCGACGAUCAUACAGCGCAAUUGGCUUGCUUCUCGGUUCGCGAGAAGGUCGCGUGUUAUUGCGCUGCGAUCAAGGCCUGGAAGAUUGGUUCGAGCUGCUGGAGGAAUGCACCCUGAGCAGCAAGGAACGUCGUCGUGCCCUUCGGUUGACACAAGGACCCCGAUCGCGUGCCUCUUUGGCUGCACCGGUUUCGCAUGCCUCACUGCAAAGCAACCAUCUUGGCCUCGGAGGAACCUACUCGGGAGCUAUCGAGGAUUGGCUGUUGUCCCGUCACCAUAAAACCUCGAACAAUCUGAACCACUUGCACUUCCUGCACUCGGAUUCGGUACCGGACCUGAGCGCAAUUAAUGAAAACGGUCUGGCAAAUGGAAUGCUGACGAACCAUUCCACUCCGAAGAAGGUUCCAAAUGCAAGACAUAACCAUUUGGGUAACGCUAGUAACGGAUACAGCAGUCACAGCGGAAGCAUCUACAAUGGAUUUCCGUACUCGCCACUCAAGAAGCUGUCCGAUAAUUUCAUCAACGGAAACAGUACCUACAUCAUUAACGACGAGGAUGAAGAGGUUGAACUGCGUCGCGGCGGGCGCUACAGGGAUAAUGAUGACCUGUACCGACGCCCGCUGGGACCGACUGGAAACGAUACCAAGAGACAUUCGCUGCUUACUGAAGUGGAUUAUUCCGCUUGUGAUAGUGGCCUCGAUACGCCACCCUCCACCCACCGUCCAUCUAGUUGCCGGGACAAUAUGUACCUCGUGGCGGCUUACAAUCAACACAACCAAAGCUUGAAUAAGGACAAAACUACGGACACUGGAAUCAGCUCCUCGCGAGGCACUCUAGUCUCACCAGCGAACAGCAUUCGUCAUGGUUACCUAAAUAAUAACAACAACACAAAUAGUUACGGAUCAAGAUACAGCGUGCAGGAGCAGAAGAUUCUACGUGCUCGUAACAAUCCAGAGGAGAACAAGAACUCAAUCCGUUCUAUCCGCGCUGAAUUGUUUGAACAAAGCAAACACAAUAACAAUAACAAUAAUCACAUCACCAAUGGACACCACGCUCACCUACAGCAGGGAAGUAUUGGCAGCAACGGGAACAUCCAUCAACUGCACCAUCAAUUGCUACUUCAACAACAACAACAACACCAGCAGCAACAACAACAUCACAUAAACGGGCUAAACAAUAACAACAACAACAGCGGACAUCACUACAACGGAAACAGUAUUAGUAGCAUCAAUGGCAAUGGUACGGCUGCAUCACGUGAGCGUUACCAGCAUCCGGCAUUGGCUGCCAUCAUCAGCGAGUCUCAGGGAAUGAAGCUUAGAGAUCGUUCCUAUUCCGACUGCCAGCAGCAAGUACCACGCCGGCAAUGGAUCACCAACACGCCUAGCCCAAAGCGCAUCCCCUACCUGGGAACGCCACCGACUCGUGUCUGAGCAGUCUGAGGUUCGAAUCAUGGUGACCGUAGAAGUAUAAAAGUUUACUGCUGAUUUUUGUUCUUAUCAAAACAUAAAAAACACCGAAUUUCAACUAGUAGGACAAAUAGAUUCUAACGACACAUACGACGAACUGUGUUUUCUCUUUAAUGUAUAACAUUUUGUAGCAUGACUAGUGUGAAAUUAAGAGUUAAGCUAUAUAGUUCCAGUAGCUUCGAUUAGGCCAUCAGUUUGAGCCUAAAUUAUUUCGUAACUCGUAGCCUUGAUAGUCGUAUCGUAUUUUAGCUGUGGAUUGCUUUGUACAACUCUAGACCGAUUGAACAAUAAAAUUGUAGCCAUUUAGCGGACUAUUGGACGAAUGAACAUCUUGCUGCCAGUAGAAACAUAGCAAUACACAUAUCAACGAGUCACCCAAAAUAAUAAAUUUUAUGAGUCACAGAUUUUCUCAAUAAUCUCAAAUCGAAACUGUAUACCGCAAUAGGAAGAAUCAUCUAUAAAUUGCAGGGGUUCCAAAAAUGAUUUUUCGUUUAAACUAGCUUACUUUCAUGGUGACGUUACACGAACAUUUAAAAAAAUACUAAGUAGGUUUCAACUCAAAAUUAACUCGAAAUUUACAAAUCUCCGUAAUUUAAAAAAAUUGAUGAAUUUCAGAUUGUUUACAAAAUCUUCGUUACGUUUAGAUUGAUUUAAUUAAAUGCCUAAAUUGUGUAUAUAAAUAAAAUAUGGAUAAUAAAUUACUGAAAUCGGUGAAUAAACAUUCAAGCAGACGGGACGGCAACUGGUGGCGAACGCAAAUGCAGCGCAAUGACAUCUCUGCUUAAAAUUAGAUUUACCGGAUUGCGAGAAAUUGAUUAUUUUCCCUAACCGCUGUAGAACAAAUUGUAUUAGAAAAUAAAAUGA